GAAUACAAUGCUCGAUAGCAAGGAGGGUUCUCAAAGCGUUUUGUGGAAAAAUUGAGAGAAUUGUAAUAAAAACUUUUAAUUGAAGGAGAAAAUUUCUGGGGACGAGCUCUAGAUGCAAACUUAUGCUUCGUUCACACGGCACCAGACGAAUUUUCGACCAGUUGAACAUUCGUGCGUUUAGGAUAUGAUCUGUUAACUGAACAGCUCAAAAUUUGAUCGCCAAAACCAAGGUCAAUCUUUAGCCGGUACGGCCCUGUUAGUUAUUUUAAAUUUGCCGCCAAGGUCAUUAAGCCUCACUUCCAUGCAACUUCCGUUUUUUUUCUGGAAUCGGAGUAUUAUAAAAUUUCUUUGGCUUUGUGGGUUCCAUUUUCGCUGAAGAAAGCUCUCCGGCAAGAGCCGAACAUGUACGGCGAACAAUCUAGUUUGCGGUUAACCUUCCUCGUAUAAGAAAAUCGCGAAAGCAACGCGAUAGAUACUGGCUUCUUGUUGGGCACCAAAUUAUUUUUUGUACCAAAUCACAGACAAUUAUUCCAAUAAGUCGUGAAACUGGUUCGUUAAGAGUAGCAUCCCUGCGGCACUCUCGCCCAUUCUUAAAAACUUUCGCCGUCGUUUUUCGUGACUCAACUGACCGCCCCUGGGUCUCCAAGGAUGCUUGUACCAAAGUAAUAACUAUAAUAUUUUUUACAAACAUUUUUCUCAUAUAUAUUAGUUAAAGUUGCGUCGUCCGUGAGUUUUCCUGAUGUAGCUGUUUUUCACAUGGGCUUUCAUAACAAAGAAAGUCAACCUGAACGACAGAACAAAUCUCCAUAUUAAAUAAAGCGCAGGCGCUUAAUACCCACUAACAUGUUCGUUUGAGUCACCGAACGGACUCUUAAAAACAUCGUAGGAAGGCAAUCAACUGUUUGUGACUUGUUCUCAAUAUAAUCUCGAUAAUUGAAAAAAGUUAUUCCAGCCACAAACCAAAAAAAGCUUCUGGCGCAUCCCAAAGUUAUUACAGUUCUUCCUUCCCGCAUUUGGUUUUGUUCUUAUUCCUUCCCUUCCCACGUUAGCUAGCUUCUUUCUUGAAAGUGGUAUAAUUCUAAUCGUCCUCGAUACUUACGCUCAGUCCAUUUAUAUUGCCUGCUGUCUGUCCCAAUAUGGCAACCCUGAAUGAGACAUCAGGAAUUCUUACCAGUCCUUACUAUCCAAGGCGUUACCCUUCCAACGAGAAAUGCAGCUGGAAAAUUAUAGCAAGUAAAGGACAACGGAUUGUGUUUGUCAUUGAAGACCUUUAUAUUCGGGACUGUGGUUCAUCUUGCACGUGUGAUUAUCUGGAAAUACAAAAUGGCUCUUCCUCUGAUGGUAUUUCAGGCAGGCGAAGAUGUAGAUACUAUGAAGACCGUGGGAUAGUAUACCAUUCCGCAAAAGAUGUCCUGAGGUUGACAUUUGUUUCUGAUAGUGGUGCUUCUGGGUACUACCGGGGAUUUAAGGCAACUUACAUUAAAGUGAAUUAUAAUGCACCAACCACCGGUAAGUUAUUAGAAAUCGGCUUUAAACGCAAAGUUAAAGGGUUAUGUGCAAGCGAUCAGGUGAUCAACUUUCAACCAAGUUAUAUGAAAUAUUGUGGCCUUAUAACAGGAUUAUAGUACGUAACUGUAAUAUUCAAAUACUUUACGGAGGAAAACAUUCCACAGUAAAAUGCCGAUCAAAUGCCAACAAUUUUCAUUCGCAUCGUGUUAAAAGUGUUUGGUUGAAAAUCUCCUAUUCUUUUUAUAAGUAUCUAUUACAAAGCUUUCGAUUUGGUUUUUUGUUUUGCUUUGUCUUUUUUUUUGUUUCAGACAGAUUACUCUUUGAUUGUGUAUUAUAAAGCUAAAUCACAGUUUAUUUUCUCUUGUUGCAGCUUGUACCUCUGGCGAAUACCUUAAUGGAUUUAGUGGAUUCUUUUCAACUCCAAAUUUUCCAAAUAACUAUCCUCAAUACAGCAUGUGUACCUGGAAUAUCACAGUUCCCAGCGGGUACAUAAUUAAACUCAGCUUCCUCUUCUUUCGAUUGGAGCCAUAUCAGUACAGUCCCUGCUAUUAUAAUGCUCCAGGAGCCCGUGUUACAGUCACAAAUUUUACUUCAGAUGAUGGGUAUCAAUCGUUCAUACUGUGCGGUCAACAACUUCCAGAUCCAGUGCACUCAGUGGGGAAUUCCGUUCAAGUCAUAUUCACGUCUCUGAGCAGUCAAUACUCAGGGUUUAAUGCAACUUACACGGCUAUCACUUUUAGUUUAGGUACGUGGUAUACAUUAUAAAAACAAAAAACAAUUACUUUUUAUGAAAUUAGAUCGAUAUCUCACACUAUCAGACUAUGUUGGUAAUUAACAGGCGACCAAAAGAAUCGACUCCAAAUUUAUUGACCUAUUACUCCUUGAAAAUGUAAAAGAGCAAAAGAGGAACACGAUUGGAUCGGUAAAACUGAACAAGAUAUUGCAUUCAGGUAUAUUUAAAGAACACGUGUAUUUCAAAUUUGUCGCCUUUACAUCGUACGCAAGUCUGAUGCUCUCAAGAAUCAUCAGUUGCUACGUGGAGAUGACAAUUUGGCCCGCCUAAGAGGUCUCUUUUAAGGCUCAGAGUCAAAAAAGAAAGAUAAAAUCAUCGAAAAUACACCACCGUAGCUCCCUCGAGAACUAUACCCGAUUCCAGACCAAAAUGGGCAAAGUCUAUAACCGUUUUUUAACAAAAACAGCGCAAAAACCAUACCAAUUUCUUUCUACAAGAUAAUCUGUAUCUAGAAUGAUUUGGAUCAUCACACGCCGUUUCCCCAUUUUCCCUCAGUUCUUCAAUCUGUCUCACUACCUUUGCUUUACAUAGUUAAGAGCCUCUCUGGGUCAUUGUCAUAUAUUUUUAGAUUUUUAUUGUUUGCAGGUUCUUAACCCUGAGAAGAAAAUUUCAUGAAAACAUGUGUCUAAACUUCUAUGUAAUCUUGUAGUUGAGAAUAAACAGCAUAAACAGCUGAUCGAUCGCGCAAAGCCUGAUGAUGUACACCUACCUUUCCAACAGUUCUUUCUUAUUACCAUUUUGAUUUAUACGGCGGCAUUUUAACCAAAACGUUAGUUGAGCAACGGUCAAUUUUUCUAUAUCUCUUCUUCACUGAAGCCAGCAAGAGGAAUGUUCCCUCAAGUAAGUCCGCCAUGUUAGUUAUUAGGUACCUUACGCUCAGAUGACGCUAUGACAACGAGGACGUCCUCAAAAAAGCAAUAGGUUUACAAGGCAAAACAACAACUUUGCACGUGCAUCACACUUUUUUCUACAUUUCUUUUUUUUGAGGACGUAAACAAGGAACGACCAAAAUUUAUUUCUCUUUUGGAACUUGGAAAGGGAUCCUAGGAAUUCAGCGCCAAGAGUAUUCGCUUACUUUUGAUAAAGAAAAUGGGUAGGAAUAAUCGCAAUGAAGGCUGAAAGAACGUAAAUUCACUUUUUAAGUGACGUUUUUGCUGCCAUCGCCUCGUCGGAUCGUAAAGUCCCUAUUUUAAAUUUAAAAAUCUUACAUCCAUACAAGUAGUGGACUAUGUUGGAAAUUAACCCCCUUUGGUGCGUUCCCUUUGCGUUCGGUGUGCGUUCCCUUAAUUAAUAGGCAUAUGGGUCGAGUCUAUGACGUCCCCCAUUGUUAUAACCAAGAGAAAAAAUGCAGUCCUUCAUAUCAAUUAAGUGCCUAGUCAGUGUCUUCCUGCAUACUAAUUCGGUAUAGGUUUACUAAUAAGCGUCACUCUACUACAAUAGGAGCCAUAGGCUUGCCUAGACUUGCCCGUUAAGUAACUUGAGCCCGGUUUUCGGACCGUCUAUUAAAAGGAAAAUAGGAGCGAUCACCUAGCAACGCAAGAAACGGCUUGCUAUAUCUUAUUUAGCGCUAAACCUCAGACAUAUAAACAAAACACACGCACAUAUACGCAAAGGGGAACUGAAAACGCUUUAUUUCAAGUUUGUCUGACUAUUACAGAACCGUUUUCUCCCAUCUAUCUCGGGGAAAUGAAAGUCUUGUCAUUUUCACGCACGGUUAAUCAGUUAAUUAUUCGAGUUCACAAGCCCAAAGUUGAAUACAAAUUAGCUCUACAGGAAAAACCUCAAGGGAGCAACCUAGACGUAUUAUUGUAAAACAAAUAACUUAACAAGGAUCAAUUAAAACACGCGACUCAUAAUUGCUAGCAAUAAAACCAGACACGAGAUACCGAUUUGAAACAAAAAUAGUCAAAUACACAGCGAUUUGAAAGAAAUCUAUUAAAAUAGUCAAAAGAAAGCAAACCAUCCUUUUGUUUUUACACUGCGCACAAUGUUUUACCUAUCCCUCUCCCUUUUCAAUUUUAUUUCCCUCCUGAAUUUUUUUUUCCUUUUCCACAAUUCUAUUAUUUUCCCUCCUCCACCAUUUUUUUAUUAUCAGUCCCUCCUCAAUGUUUUUUAUUCCCCUCCUCCACCUCCACCUCCUCAUUUAUUCUAUAUAUUUUUCCAUCCACAAAAACAUCGACCUCCUAGCGACUCUACAUCAACCCCACAUCGAGCCCACAUCGACCCUACAUCGACCACUCAUCGACCCCACAUCGACCCUACACUCAACUUUUUUUUUUAACACUGCUUCGUAAAUAGUGAAACUAUAUACCACCACCGCCACAUUUCUAUUGUUUUCCUACCGCCACCACAGUUCUAUUGUUUUCUCUCCACCACCACCACCGCCACAUUUCUAUUGUUUUCUCUCCACCACCACCACCGCCACAUUUCUAUUGUUUUCCCUCCACCACCACCACCGCCACAUUUCUAUUGUUUUCUCUCCACUACCACCACCGCCACAUUUCUAUUGUUUUCCCUCCACCACCACCGCCACAUUUCUAUUGUUUUCCCUCCACCACCACCACCACCACCGCCACAUUUCUAUUGUUUUCCCUCCACCACCACCACCACCACAUUUCUAUUGUUUUCUCUCCACCACCACCACCGCCACAUUUCUAUUGUUUUCUCUCCUCUUCCUUCUCCUCCACCCUCUCCACCUCCUCCUCAUUUCUAUUGUUUUCCCUCGAAAGGCCAAAGAGGCCAAAAUCAGGCCUAACAGGCCAAACUUGGACGGAAAAGAAUAGAAGUGAGAAGGGGGGGGGGAGGGUGGAGGGGGUGGAGGAGAAGGAGAAGGAGGGAAAACAAUAGAAAUGUGGCGGUGGUGGUGGAGGGGAAACAAUAGAAAUGUGGCAGUGGUGGUGGUGGAGAGAAAACAAUAGAAAUGUGGUGGUGGUGGUGGAGAGAAACAAUAGAAAUGUGGCGGUGGUGGUGGUGGAGGGAAAACAAUAGAAGUGUGGCGGUGGUGGUGGAGGGGAAACAAUAGAAAUGUGGUGGCGGUGGUGGUGGUGGAGAGAAAACAAUAGAAAUGUGGCGGUGGUGGUGGUGGAGGGAAAACAAUAGAAAUGUGGCGGUGGUGGUAUAUAGUUUCACUAUUUACGAAGCAGUGUUAAAAAGAAAAAAGAGUUGAGUGUAGGGUCGAUGUGGGGUCGAUGAGUGGUCGAUGUAGGGUCGAUGUGGGCUCGAUGUGGGGUCGAUGUGGGGUUGAUGUAGAGUCGCUAGGAGGUCGAUGUAUUUGUGGAUGGAAAAAUAUAUAGAAUAAAUGAGGAGGUGGAGGUGGAGGUGGAGGAGGGGCAUAAAAAACAUUGAGGAGGGACUGAUAAUAAAAAUUGGUGGAGGAGGGAAAAUAAUAAAAUUGUGGAGAAGGAAAAAAGAACAAAUUGACAAAGGAAAUAAAAUUGAAAAGGGAGAGGGGUAGGUAAAACAUUGUGCGCAGUGUAAAAAAAAGGAUGGUUUGCUUUCUUUUGACUAUUUUAAUAGAUUUCUUUCAAAUCGCUGUAUAUUUGACUCUUUUUGUUUCAAAUCGGUAUCUCGUGUCUGGUUUUAUUGCUAGCAAUUAUGAGUCGCGUGUUUUAAUUGAUCCUUGUUAAGUUAUUUGUUUUAUAAUAAUACGUCAAGGUUACUCCCUUGAGGUUUUUCCUGUAGAGCUAAUUUGUAUUCAACUUUGGGCUUGUGAACUCGCAUAAUUAACUGAUUAACCGUGCGUGAAAAUGACACGACUUUCAUUUCCUCGGAAUAGAUGGGAGAAAACGGUUCUGUAAUAGUCAGACAAACUUGAAAUAAAGCGUUUUUAGCUCCCCUUUGUGUAUAUGUGCGUGUGUUUUGUUUAUAUGUCUGAGGUUUAGCGCUAAAUAAGAUAUAGCAAGCCGUUUCUCGCGUUGCUAGGUGAUCGCUCUUAUUUUCCUUUUAAUAGACGGUCCAAAAACCGGGCUCAAGUUACUUAACGGGCUAGUCUAGGCAAGCCUAUUGUUCCUAUUGUAGUAGAGUGACGCUUAUUAGUAAACCUAUACCGAAUUAGUAUGCAGGAAGACACUGACUAGGCACUUAAUUAAUAUGAAGGACCGCAUUUAUUCCCUAGGUUAUAACAAUGGGUGACGUCAUAGACUCGACCCAUAUGCCUAUUAAUUAGGGGAACGCACACGGAACGCAAAGGGAACGCACCAAAGGGGGUUAAUUUCCAACAUAGUAGACUCCUACUCAUACAACUUCCCAUUUUCUUUUCUGAAAUCCGAGUAUUAAACAAUUUCUUUGAGGCGCUUUCCUUUCAACCCAAAAUUCCGAAAUUUUCGGUUGGUACAACAUGGAAUAGACCGUUUUGAUUUGGUCUGACCGAAACAUUCGGGACCAGCUUUGAAGGUGGUCCUCUUUCACCGGUUUGAUCAUUUCGGUCGUUAGGACCGAAAUGUCCCUUUCCAUUUGACAAAAUUGUUGUUCCCAGUACUGCUCCCCUGUAUCCUGGUUACAAGAACAAUAACCAAACGCGCGGUGGCUUGGGUCGGGUCUAUGCAACCGGAAUGUACCGAUCCAUUGGGUUCGUAUAUUUCCGAAAUUUCAAAUCGGAAUUUUUGUUGAAUGGAAAGCGCGCUUGGUUUUUUGGGCUCCAUUUUCGCAGAAGAAAGCUCACUUCCAAGAGCCAAACAUAUACGGUGAACAGUAGAGUUUGGAGGUAAACGUCUUCGUAUAAGAAGAUUACGACAGCAACGCGAUAGAUGCUGGCCUCUUGUUGGGCACAAAAUUAUUGUUUUGUGCCAAAUCACAGACAAGCCUUCGAAUAAGUCGUGGAACUGGUUCGUUAAGAGUAGCAUUCCAGAGGCUCUCUCGCCCGUUCUUGAAAACUUUUGCCGCCGUUUUUCCUAACUCAGCUGACCGACACUGGGUCUCCGAGGAUGCUUCUAUCAAAGUAGUAAAUGAAAAUAAUUUUUACAAGUGCCCACGAACAUAUUUCUCACGGUUCAAGUUGAGUUGUUUGUGAAUUUUACUAAUGUAGCUGUUGUUCACAUGGGGUUUCAUAGCAAAGAAAGGCAACCUGAACAACAGAACAAAUCUUCUUGUUAAAGUAAGCGCAGGCACCUAAUACCUACUAAAAUGUUCGUUUGAGUUAUGGAACGGUCACUCUAGAAAACAUCUAUCGUAAGAAGGCAGUCAAUCGUUUGUGAUUUGUUCACAAUAUAAUCUCGAUCAUUUUAAAAAAAGGUUAUUCCAGACACAAACCAAAAAAGCUUCUGGCUCAUCCCUAAAUUAUUAAAUCCUUCUGUCCCGCAUUUAAUUUUGAUCUAAUUUCUUCUCACGUUAACUAGAUUCUUACUUGAAAGUGGUAUAAUUCUAAUCGUCCUCGAUACUUACGCUCAGUCCAUUUAUAUGGCUUGCAGUCUGUCCCAAAAUGGCAACCCUAAAUGAGACAUCAGGAGUUCUUACCAGUCCUUAUUAUCCAAGGCGUUACCCUUCUAACGAGAAAUGCAGCUGGAAAAUUACAGCAAGUAAAGGACAACGGAUUGUGUUGGUUAUUGAAGACCUUAAUAUUCGGUCCUGUGGUUCAUCUUGCACGUGUGAUUACCUAGAAAUACAAGAUGGCUCUUCCUCUGAUGGCAUUUCAAGCAGACGAAGAUGUAGAUAUAAAGACCGUGGGAUAGUAUACCAUUCCGCAAAAGAUGUCCUGAGGUUGACAUUUGUUUCUGAUAGUGGUACUUAUGGGUACUACCGGGGAUUUAAGGCAACUUACAUUAAAGUGAAAUAUAAUGCACCAACCACCGGUAAGUUAUUUGAAAUCGGCUUGAAACGCAAAGUUAAAAGGUUAUGUGCAGGCGAUCACGUGAUCAACUUUCAACCAAGUUAUAUGAAAUAUUAUUGCCUUAUAACAGGCUUAUAGUAACUGUAAUAUUCAAAUACUUUACGGAGGAAAACAUUGCACAAUAAAAUGCCGAUCAAAUGCCAACAAUUUUCAUUCGCAUGAUCUUAAAAGGCCCGAGGUUUGGUGGAAAAUCUCCUCUUUUUUUUAUAAUUAUCUGUUGCAAAGCUUUCGAUUUGGUUUUUUGUGUUGCUUUGUCUUUUUUUUUGUUUCAGACAGAUUACUCUUUGAUUUUGUAUUAUAAGCUAAAUCAUAGUUUAUUUCCUCUUCUUGAAGCUUGUACCUCUGGCGAAUACCUUAAUGGAUUUAGUGGAUUCUUUUCAACUCCAAAUUUUCCAAAUAACUAUCCUCAGUACAGCAGAUGUAUCUGGAAUAUCACAGUUCCCAGCGGGUACAUAAUUAAACUCAGCUUCCUCUACUUUCGAUUGGAGCCAGAUCAGUACAGUUCCUGCUAAUAUAAUGCUCCAGGAGCCCGUGUUACAGUCACAAAUGUUACUUCAGAUGAUGGGUAUCAGUCGUUCAUGCUGUGCGGUCAACAACUUCCAGAUCCAGUGUACUCUGUGGGGAAUUCCGUUCAAGUCAUAUUCACGUCUCUGAGCAGUCAAUACUCAGGGUUUAAUACAACUUACAUGGCUAUCACUUAUAGUUCAGGUACGUGGUAUACAUUAUAAAAACAAAAACAAUUACUUUUUAUGAUAUGAAGUUAGAUCGAUCUCACACUAUCAGACAAUGUCGGUACUUAACAGGCGACCAAAAGAAUCGAGUCCGAAAUUAUUGACCUAUUACUGCUUGAAAAUGUAAAAGAGCAAAAGAGGAACACUAUUGGAUCGGUAAAACUGAACAAGAUAUUACAUUCAGGUAUAUUUAAAGAACACGUGUAUUUAAAAUUUGUCGUCUUUACAUUGUCCGCAAGUCUGAUGCUCUCGAGAAUCAUAAGUUGCUACGUGGCGGAGAUGACAAUUUUGUCCGCCUAAGAGGUCUCUUUCAAGGCUAAGAGUCAACAAAGAAAGAUCAAAUUAUCGAAAAUACCGUGGCUUAAAGCCUUAAAAUAACCAAGAUAUACGGGAUAACAUAAUCUCGUGCUGGAUAAGUAUUCUAGUACUAUUUAAGGCAUGGAUUUUUCUUGGUGGUGCAGUGGAGUAUGGUUAAAAUGGUAUGUUUAGAACGCCAACAAUGUGAUUUCUCAAAAUUGAUUUUGAAUUCGCAUAUAUAUAUAUUUUUCUUAUUCAUUUGGAACCAAUCGAUAAAUAUGUUCAUACACCACCGUAGCUCCCUCGAAAACUAUACCCGAUGCCAGACCAAAAUGGGCAAAGUCUAUAACCGUUUUUAGACAAAAACGGCGCAAAAACCAUACCUAUUUCUUUCUACAACAAGAUAAUCUGUAUCUAGAAUGAUUUGAAUCAUCACCCGCCGUUUCCUCAUUUUCCCUCAGUUCUUCAAUCUGUCUCGCUACCUUUGCUUUACAUAGUGAAGAACCUCUCCGGGUCAUUGUCAUAUAUUUUUAGAUUUUUAUUGCUUGCAGGUUCUUAACCCUGAGAAGAAAAUUUGCAUGAAAACAUGUGUCUAAACUUCUAUGUAAUCUUGUAGUUGAGAAUAAACAGCAUAAACAGCUGAUCGAUCGCGCAAAACCUGAUGAUGUACACCUACCUUUCCAACAGUUCUUUCUUAUUACCAUUUUGAUUUAUACGGCGGCAUUUUACCCAAAACGUUAGUUGAGCAACGAUCAAUUUUUCUAUAUCUCUUCUUCACUGAAGCCAGGCAAGAGGAAUGUUCCCUCAAGUAAGUCCGCCAUGUAAGUUAUAGGUACCUUACGCUCCGAUGACGCGAUGACAACGAGGACGUCGUCAAAAAAGCAAUAGGUUUACAAGGCAAAACAACAACUUUGCACGUGCAUCACACUUUAAUUUUUCUACAUUUCUUUUUAUUGAGGGCGUAAACAAGCAACGACCAAAAUUUAUUUCUCUUUUAGAACUUGGAAAGGGAUCCUAGCAGUUCAACUCCAGGGGGAUUCGCUUACUUUUGAUAAAGAAAAUGGGUAGGAAUAAUCGCAAUGAAGGCUGAAAGAACGUAAAUUCACUUUUUAAGUGACGUUUUUGUUGCCAUCGCCUCGUCGGAUCGUAAAGUCCCUAUUUUAAAUUUAAAAAUUUCACAUUGAUACAACUUCCGUUUUUUUUUUUUUUCUGAAAUCCGAGUAUAAAAGAAUUUCUUUGAGGCGCUUUCCAUUCAACCCAAAAUUUCGAAAUUUUCGGUUUACACAUCAAAUGGAACAGACCGUUUUGAUUUGGUCUGACCGAAACAUUCGGGAUCAGAUUUGAAGGUGGUCCUCUUUAACCGGUCUGGUCAUUUUGGUCGUUAGGACCGAAAUGUCUCUUUCCAUUUGACAAAAUUGUUGUUCCCAGUACUGCUCCCCUGUAUCCUGGUUACAAGAACAAUAACCAAACGCGCGGUGGCUUGGGUCGGGUCUAUGCAACCGGAAUGUACCGAUCCAUUGGGUUCGUAUAUUUCCGAAAUUUCAAAUCGGAAUUUUUGUUAAAUGGAUAGCGCCCUUGGUUUUCUGGGCUCCAUUUACGGGGAAGAAAGCUCCCUUGCAAGAGCCAAACAUGUACGGUGAACAGUCAAGUUUGGAGGUAAACGUCUUCGUAUAAGAAGAUUACGACAGCAACGCGAUAGAUGCUGGCCUCUUGUUGGGCACAAAAUUAUUGUUUUGUGUCAAAUCCAGACAAGCCUUCGAAUAAGUCGUGGAACUGGUUCGUUAAGAGUAGCAUUCCAGAGGCUCUCUCGCCCGUUCUUGAAAACUUUUGCCGCCGUUUUUCCUGACUCAACUGACCGACACUGGGUCUCCGAGGAUGCUUCUACCAAAGUAAUAAAAAUAAUUCUUACAAGUGCCCACGAACAUAUUUCUCAUAGUUCAUGUUGAGUUAUUUGUGAAUUUUCCUAAUGUAGCUGUUAUUCACAUGGGCUUUCAUAGCAAAGAAAGGCAACCUGAACAACAGAACAAAUCCUCGUGUUAAAGUAAGCGCAGGCGCCUAAUACCUACUAAAAUGUUCGUUUGAGUUAUGGAACGGUCACUCUUGAAAACAUCGAUGGUAAGAAGGCAGUCAAUCGUUUGUGAUUUGUUCACAAUAUAAUCUCGAUCAUUUCAAGAAGGUUAUUCCAGACACAAACCAAAAAAAGCUUCUGGCGCAUCCCUAAAAUAUUAAACCCUUCCGUCCCGCAUUUGUUUUGCUCUAAUUUCUUCUCACGUUAACUAGAUUCUUUCUUGAAAGUGGUAUAAUAUACACUUAAUGUCACAUCCCAAGGGAAACAGUUAGUUUUGUUUUCCCGAGAUUCCUGAUGUUUCCCGAGAAGAAGUCGAGGGAAACAUCAGGACUCGAGGGAAAACAAAACUAAACUGGUUUCCCGAGGGACCUGACAUUAAGUGUUUUGUUAUAUUUCUAGACUUUCACUUCAACAGGAACAAAAGAAUAACCGGAACCAAAACAGUCGACUCGGUACUUAUAACAACACAAAUUUAAUUGUCAAAACCACUGAAUGAAUGAUUUACAAACAAAAGUACUUUACUCAUAUUAUCUGCAUCUUUUUCCUCCACUAGCUUCUGUUUUUCUUCUGGGAACUUCUGGGAUAACUUUGACAAUCGUUGCUUUUUAGCUUGAGGCUUCGUGAUUGUGUUGUUGUGUUCAUUCACGAAAAAGAAAACUGGCAGGACCUUGCGGUGUUUUUCCCGCCUUCUGUCACGCCACUUUCCACCACGCUUUGAUCACGUGCUGCAAUGUAUCCCGAGCGGGGUACAUUGUUUAAUGUAUUACAAUCGGGAUACAUUUGAUUUUAGUCAAGGCCACGUGACCAAGAAUCAACCAAUGACAGUCCCUGUUUAGUUGAGUAAAAGUCUAGGAAUCUAACAAUUCUAAUUGUCCGGUCCAUUUAUAUUGCUUGCAGUCUGUCCCAAUAUGGCAACCCUGAAUGAGACAUCAGGAGUUCUUACCAGUCCUUAUUAUCCAAGAGGUUACCCUUCUAACGAGAAAUGCAGCUGAAAAAUUACAGCAAGUAAAGGACAACGGAUUGUGUUGGUUAUUGAAGACCUUAAUAUGCGGUCCUGUGGUUCAUCUUGCACGUGUAAUUAUCUGAAAAUACAAAAUGGCUCUUCCUCUGAUGGCAUUUCAGGCAGGCGAAGAUGUAGAAAUGAAGACCGUGGGAUAGUAUACCAUUCCGCAAAAGAUGUCCUGAGGCUGACGUUUGUUUCUGAUAGUGGUACUCACUGGGGGUAUCGUGGAUUUAAGGCAACUUACAUUAAAGUGAAAUAUAAUGCACCAACCACCG
Molecule: messenger RNA, 12500 nt
Organism: Porites lobata
Lineage: Eukaryota; Metazoa; Cnidaria; Anthozoa; Scleractinia; Poritidae
Source: the annotation of a GenBank genome assembly